Pocillopora meandrina is the source of this 4014-nucleotide messenger RNA. The record is from the annotation of a GenBank genome assembly. NCBI's taxonomy places the organism in Eukaryota, Metazoa, Cnidaria, Anthozoa, Scleractinia, Pocilloporidae.
AUUUUGUGACACUCGCGACGAAAAAGAUGGCCGCUAUUUUUGUCACUAGUGCAGUGUUUACCAAGACUUUUAGCCCAGUGAGACUUAAAACAUGGUAAGUUAUGGUAACAUGGUAAGUUGGUGUACUCUUAAGUACACCAACCGAGUUGUAAGUUUUCAACAAACUUUUUCUUAUUGCUGAAGGUGUCAGCUUUGUCACUUUGCACCACAUGUUUAAUUAUUGAGAUAAUAAUUGGCAAAUCUCGAAAGACUGAGUGGUGCCCACAAAAAGCGCGUCUGCACAUUUAAGUUAUCCGUGCAACUCAAUGAUCUUUACUUUGUAGUGGAUUAAUUGAAUAACAGAACACACUUUAUAUCGGUUUAGCAGCGAAGUAACCCACUCCAGAUGUUAGGAGAACACUCGCACGUUUGUACAUCACUCGCCUCCGGUACGCUUGUAAACCGGUGUAAAUCUAUAAUCGAUAUAUCUAUUGCUUUCAUGAAAUAAACUUAAAACAACAAAAAAAUAAAAUUCUAUGGGUCUACCAGUGUAUAAAACGGUGGGUUUUUGACCAAUCAGGGCACUCAUAGGAACUAAAUAUACAGCUGUUCUGUAGUGAAGGUUCAGGACCACGAAAGAUUUUCUCUGAUAUUUAAACUUGCUUUAUGAAAUUUUUCUUGGUCGGAUAGGACAAAACGUGGAACAGUUGUGAGAGUCAUUACUAGGUCUUUAUGUUCUGGUAAUGACUCAGACCAUUGGAAAAAUGUCCUUGACUAUUGGUUCAGCCCUGGAGCUGAAAAAAAGUGGUUUCACGGUGGAGCUCAAGUGGAUGAAGAAAUCAGACAAAAAUUUUCAUCUUUGGUAAGUGAAAACAAUGAUCAGAAACAACAAGAGGUGGCAAUUGGUUACAUUCCUGCAUGGAUGGGGGAAGAGCAUGGUUUUCAAAGAACUGGGCUCUGAAGGGACAUGUUUAAGGCUGUUUUAUUCUUUAUGGCUCUUUAAUUUUUCUUGGCAGUCCUAAUAUAUUCCAGUCUCUCUCCUCCCCCACCCUUUGAUCUCCCCUACCCAUUUACAACCACGCCCUUGGCUCUUGGAAAAGCUGAGAGAUCUGAGCAUACAUGUUUUGACAAUCACUUUAUUUAAAGUGACAUAUAAUGGUAGUUGUCUUGUUACAGGUUGGAAAAGCUGUGCAAGGAGAACUGAAAGAGUGGGAAACUGAGCCCAAGCCAUCACUGGCACUGAUCAUCCUCACUGACCAGUUUACUAGGAGUAUUUUCAGGGUAGGUUAAAUAACAAACUAUUCCACUUAAUUCAAUUAACAGCAGCACUUUAGGCGUUAGGGUUGUAAUGAGCAAUUAUUGGAUGAGGUUGAGCAUGAUAUCGUGAGUUAUGAAUGCCAAGGACUGAGUUAUCUGCAGAAGCCAAAGGCUGUAGCAGGUAACACAGACACAACCAAAUUCAACAACUGUUUUAUUAUACAUCUUCUGAACAAUCUGCAAAAGAAGGCACUUUUCUCUGAGUUUGCAAAAGUUUUAGAAGACUACACAGAUGAGGGGCUUGGAAACUAGACACACUCUGAACUUGACAUGAUAACCCAAUAUCUGUUGCAGAUAUUGCAGGUUUAUCUAUGGAGUUCACAUGCCGUUGUAUAUUGACUGAAAAUGCACUUGACCUAUCAGAAUUUUCAUUUGUAAGUCUAAUGUAUAAUAGUUGUUCUUGUCAUGCCUGAGGUGUUUCCAAGUUUUUUUUCAAGAGUUAAUUAGUGUAGUGAUUAGGAGAAGAAUCCCGAAAGAGACUCACCAGUUACUGCACCUAUAGAUUGAUUAUUUUUGCAAUUCUCUUUUUGAUGUAAACUAUCUAAUUCAGUUAAGGGGCUUUGACGGAAACCCUAAAAUAUUUCCCUCGUUGAUCGAGCUUUCAAAACAUACUUUUCAUAUACCAAAAUUGUUCAGGAGAUCAUGGCAAAGAUACAAACAAUAAUAGCUAUAACAUGUUUUUCUGUUCUUUUGAACAGAAUAGUGCCAAGGCUUUUUCAGGUGACACCCGAGCUAGGGAAAUUGCCAGGAAGGUGAGAGUCAUUCUGCUCAUGUCAUAGUCUUAGUUAACCUCAUUUGCUGUAAUUUCGAGAGUGUGUGAGGAAUCUAAAACAUGGCACUGACAUCAUUUCAUGGCAUAUGGCUUUUGAAUGUAAACUUUUAAUUUGUUUCCAUGAUUUUUUUCUUUAUUAAUACCAGACUGUUUCAGAAUGUGGACAGCUGGAAAAGGACAAGGACAAGGAAAGAGAGAGAGAGAGAGACUGUUAAUAAUUUUCAAUAACAAAAAACAUGAAAUAUAAACUAUGAGGUUGCAAUACCUUCAGAUCAACAGGGUGGUUUGAUGGGAAAGAUUUAACCUCAGAAUUCAUCAUAUCUGAUUACUUUGAUUUACAGUUUAUUGAUGGUAAAACUCACAACCACUUGGAAUUUCAUUUUGCUGAGAGAGGCUUCAUAUAUUUGCCAUUUGAACACAGUGAAAGCAAGGAAGAUCAGGUGAGUGGGUUCCCUGUCUAUUGCAGGUUUCCUAGUCCAAGAUCCUAUGUCAAUACAGAUUAUGAAGCAUAUUUUCACCUUUUUAUAAUGCCUGAUCAGGCACUCCAUGAUCAGGCAUAAACUAGGAAGUUUUACAAUUUCCAAUUUUUGUUGAUUAAUACAAGUCCUGUCUUGGCCUAAAAAACAUGGACUCUCAACAUGCCUUAGUUUUCUUUAGUCACUUUUAAAUCUGUUUUGUAAAACUUAUCUUGCUUGCCUAUAUUUAGUGUUCAGUUGGUUUUUCUUUUUUUUUCUUUUUUUUUUUUUGAGACCUGAGAGUAUAAACUUAAAAAUUACAUUGGGGACAUGCAGGCAUAAUUGUUGAAACACCCACUUAGGACUUAAAUCACAGGUUUCAUUUAUUUUUUAUUAACAGGAGUUAUCAGUGAGUUUAAUGUCUAAAUUAGCUGAAGACUUUAAAGGUACACAGCAUGAAGAAAUGGCUAAAGGUUACAUUGAAUUUGCUACAAGACACAAGGUAAUGCAUGUCUAUUGGCCUUGCCCUUAAUCAGGGGCUGUAGGAACCUGCUGUAUUAGCAAUUCAAUCUAACUCAACAACUCAGAGUUUCCCAACUCUCUGGAAAGACCCUGGGCCUGUUAUUUAUGAUGAAAUGGACUGCUUAAAGACAUAAGCAGCCUAAACACUUUAUCUAAAGGACUGGUUAUUGCCUGGAGGAAGGAGGUGAUUGGGGAUUUUGGUUGUGUCACAACCAAAGUUACCUGAUUCCCUCCUUCUUGUGACCCUCCCCCCUCCCUUGCUGGCAGUCAAUUUUCUGUAGUACCCAUCUCUAUACUCUGUAGCAAUGAUUUAUCCCCCCUACCUUUUACCUGAAAACCAUGCAAGUUCCCCAAAUUCCUGCAAACCCUCCCACUCCCUCCUAGGUGAUAAACAAUUACUUGUCCCAAAUGAUACAAUUUUAAGUGCAGUGUAACCAUUGUAUUUAUCCCCAAAUGUGUCUUAGCUAAGGCAUUAAAAAAUAACCUGUGCUAAGCUCAUAAGUGAAAGAGUGGGUAAACACAAAAUGGAAGGGAUCAGGUGGCUGUUUCCUUGACAAACAAGUGCCAUUUGUUGCUCAUCUGCUUCUUUGCUUAAAAUAUCCUGACUGGGGGCCUGGAACAGGCUAAUCAGACAAACAUAGAUUGAAGCUUUCCUCAGGAAGAAGAGGAUUUUGUAUGAACACAGAGCCAGAAAAAAAAGAUCACUCUUUAAAUAUACACUUUAAAUCAAACACUGAUAUGUGCUACAUGGUUGUUUUAUAAAGUUGUGCUUUAACAAACAGGACACUUAUUAUUAGUUGAAAUAAGUCACAAUAGUUCACUCAAUGUACACGUAAUAUAUUUUUUUAAUAACAGGAAGUUAUUGACAAGUUUGGGAGGUAUCCCCAGAGGAACAGAUCUUUGGGAAGAGAGAACACACCAGCAGAAGAAGAAUUUCUGAACAACAUUCCAGAUCGCUACAAGUGGUGA